UUUUCCCUCCUUUUCGACCAUCUCGUUGAAAAUUUCGCGCGUUUCAAACUCCAAGAAUCAAAACAUGCAUGUUGUAGUGAUUGGAUCCGGCAUUGCAGGUGCUACAUGUGCAGAGUCGCUCGCAGUAGCCUGGCGAAACCAACCGGAACACCGAAUUACGCUCUUGUCGGCCUCCCCAAUGCUCAAAACGGUCGCCAACUUUCACCAGCUGUCGCGGACGCUCGAGACGUUCGAGAUUGUCGAGCGCUGGCUGGAUGACGCGCUGCAGUAUCCCAAUCUGAGCAUCGUGCACGCGACUGUGGCCUCCGUCGACACACGCGCCAAGUCCGUCCUGGACACGGCAGGUCGGCGCCAUGCGUAUGACAAGCUCUGUGUCUGCGCUGGAGCGAGACCCAACCUGAUCGCGACCGCCCAUCCCGAGCACGUCAUCGGGAUUCGCGACACGGAGAGCGUCAAGGAUUUGCAAGCGCGGCUGGGAAGUGCGCGGCGCGUUGUCGUUGUCGGCAAUGGAGGCAUUGCGCUGGAGCUUGUACAUGAAGUCCAAUUCUGCGACGUCGUUUGGGCGGUGCGCGAUGAGCACAUUGGCACAAGCUUUUUCGAUGCGGGUGCCGCUACGUUUUUCAUGUCGGAUGUCAAGCUGGAAUCAGCGGGCAUGAGCGAGAACGAGUCAACGGCAACACUUCGACAUGGACUGCCGGAAGAACCUGAGGAAACCGAGAAUGGUGUCGCCAUUUUCACUCCGCACACACUCCAACAGCGCGCUGCCAAGGCCGCUCUGGCCAGCGCUCGUGCCGGCGUCUCCGAUAUUCCUUCCUCACAGGCUCCUCCAGAGCCAAACCAAACAGCUCCUGCUAUGGAAGUCUAUUCUGGGGCUGCGCUCGGUCCACGGUGGCAAGACCAGGCUCGCUUGCAUCCAAUCGGAGAGCGCAUCGAUACCCCGCGUCGAGUGGUCGAGCUCUCGACAAGUGUUAGUGCCGUACUGUCUCCGGCAGAGUUUGUCGCAUACCGACAGCAGCACCCAGCUAUUGUGCACAAUGACACAGACAUCCUCGACUGGCCUGCCAUUGUUGUGCUGAGCAACAAUCGAGUUUACGGCUGCGACGUCGUUGUUUCGGCCACCGGAGUAGUUCCGUGCGCUGAUUUUAUUGGUCCUGAGAUUCUGCGAGCGUCGGACGGCGGGAUUGCAGUGAACGACCAAAUGCAAACCAAUCUGCCCGAUGUUUUUGCGGCGGGCGAUGUGUGCACAGUGCAGUGGCCGACAUCGAGUCACUGGUUUCAGCUGCGAUUGUGGACACAGGCGCGUCAAAUGGGCGCCUAUGCUGCGCGUUGCAUCCAAGCUGCGGCCAAACACGAGCUGGCCUUGUUGGACUUUUGUUUUGAGGCAUUUGCACACGUCACCCGGUUUUUCGGCUUCAAGGUAGUGCUAUUGGGGCUGUACAAUGCGCAAGGACUCGCCGUUGGGGACUACGAGGUUCUGCUGCGGGUGACACGAGGGCACGAGUAUAUCAAGCUUGUGCUUGCCAAUGGGUGCGUUCAAGGUGCCGUCCUGAUUGGCGAGACAGAUCUAGAGGAAACGUUUGAAAAUCUCAUUUUGAAUCAGCUGGAUGUGUCUGCAUUCAAGGACAUGUUGCUCGAUCCCGACGUAGACGUUGAAGAUUAUUUUGAUUAACCGAUGGUGUAGGGUUGUACCUUCGAAAUAACAAUUGUAUUAACUGACAAAACA
Capsaspora owczarzaki ATCC 30864 is the source of this 1723-nucleotide messenger RNA. RefSeq names its product pyridine nucleotide-disulfide oxidoreductase domain 1. Gene Ontology annotation, molecular function: oxidoreductase activity; flavin adenine dinucleotide binding. The transcript has 6 exons. Lineage: Eukaryota; Filasterea; Ministeriida; Capsasporidae. The record is from RefSeq and is a predicted model, not a curated record. The coding region runs from base 65 to 1669 and encodes 534 amino acids.